Molecule: messenger RNA, 1248 nt
Organism: Conger conger (European conger)
Lineage: Eukaryota; Metazoa; Chordata; Actinopteri; Anguilliformes; Congridae
Gene: ppt2b
Product: palmitoyl-protein thioesterase 2b
Cellular component (GO): lysosome
Molecular function (GO): thiolester hydrolase activity
Source: RefSeq, a predicted model, not a curated record
UGAAGCUGAUGACAGGCAGAAAGCAUGUAGCUAGAGUGCCGAAUUCCACUUGUUUUAACGGAGUUAUUUUAUUUAGAUUUAACAGUCGUUAUACGUAGCCAUCCUCACUUAACGCAUAGGCAAGCUGGACAGAUAGGCAUCGUUAACUGAUAUCACCAGUAGUUAACUACCUUACUCGUUGGGUGCAUAUUUAUGAUUCUGGUGCACUGUCUUCUUUUUGUGAAUAUUUGAACUGCGUUGCGUUGGAUAUUCAUUCAUGUUGGUUAGCGACAAUGGAAGAACCGUGGAUCGGCGACUCCAGCAGAGGCGGCGCAGUUAGGGUGCUCUGGCCGCUUCUUCUCGCCUGCCUGGCGGCCCAAGUGAUCGGGUACAAGCCGGUGAUCGUCGUGCACGGGCUUUUCGACGGCUCCAGCGAUUUUGUCAACUUACUUCGGUUCCUCUCUCAGACGCACCCAGGCACCAACGUGUCGGUGAUCGACCUGUUCGACCGCGCCUACAGCCUACAGGCCCUCUAUGGAAACAGAGUGGAGGGCUUCAAGGAGGCCAUCUAUCCCAUAAUGCAAAACGCAGCUGAUUGUGUUCACUUCAUCUGCUACUCCCAAGGUGGACUGGUGUGCAGAGGAAUCCUCUCCACUCUCUCUGAUCACAACGUGAACUCCUUCAUUUCCAUCUCUUCCCACCAGCGGCCGGUCACGUACGGAGACACGGACUACCUGAAGUACAUCUUCCCACAGUUCGUCAAGUCAAACCUCUUCCACCUGUGCUACACCUCCGUCGGACAGAGAGUCUCCAUCUGCAACUACUGGAAGGACCCUCACCACCAGGACAUGUACCUGAACAGCAGUGACUAUCUGGCCCUCCUCGACGGCGAGAGGCCCAAUCCAAACGCAACAAUGUGGAAAAAGAACUUCCUGCGUAUUAAGAGACUGGUCCUGAUUGGAGGACCAGACGAUGGUGUCAUCACACCCUGGCAAUCCAGUCAGUUUGGAUUUUACGAUGCCAACGAGACAGUUGUUGAGAUGAAGCAGCAGGAUAUAUACUUGAGGGACAUGUUUGGUCUGAAAACCCUGGAUGCGCGUGGGGACCUGGUCCAGUGCGUGUUCCCCGGAGUGCAGCACACCAUGUGGCACUCCAAUGAAACUGUGUUCACUGCCUGCAUCCAGAAGUGGCUCACCUAGACAGAACCACACACACACGCGGGCAGAUUUUAACAAGGGAAAUUCACACAUGUAAACUUCUGCUGAGGGA